This is a messenger RNA of Astyanax mexicanus (Mexican tetra), 7362 nucleotides long. It is a transcript of the gene myo7aa, whose product is annotated as myosin VIIAa. Gene Ontology annotation, molecular function: protein binding; ATP binding; cytoskeletal motor activity. Lineage: Eukaryota; Metazoa; Chordata; Actinopteri; Characiformes; Acestrorhamphidae. The transcript is spliced from 48 exons. The record is from RefSeq and is a predicted model, not a curated record. Gene Ontology annotation, cellular component: cytoskeleton; myosin complex. The coding region runs from base 375 to 6908 and encodes 2177 amino acids.
CGUAGGGGGUGGGGUUAGGGGGGUCGGCUUACGUCCCAUGUUGCUCAGCCCCCCUGCUGCGCCCCUCCCUCCUCUGAGAGGAUCAGGACUGUGAAUGGGUGUAGUGCCUCUGAUAAUUCCUCCACGGGGCAGGAGGAGCAGCAGGUGCCCCGGUCAGUGUCCCGUCACUUCAGGCAACAUAAGAAAGAUUCACCUUCGUCUCCGGCUCUCCUGCACACACAGCUCUCUCUCUCCGUCUCUCUCUCUCUACACUCACCUGUGAGGAUGUCUACCUGUUCUUAGCUCACCUGAAUGGAGCAGCCUCUACCUGAAGUGCGGGAAGGUCCUCACGUUCUGCUGUCUGAUGUUCAGGAUUAAUCAGAAGCUCUGCAGUCAUGGUCAUUCUGCAGCAGGGGGACUAUGUGUGGUUGGACCUGAAGACUGGCCGAGAGUUCGACGUGCCUGUAGGAGCCGUGGUGAAGCUGUGUGACUCGGGUCAGAUCCAGGUUCUGGAUGAUGAAGGAAACGAACACUGGAUCUCCCCCCAGAAUGCCACCAAUAUUAAGCCCAUGCACCCCACCUCCAUCCACGGGGUGGAGGACAUGAUUCGGCUGGGGGAUCUGAACGAGGCGGGGAUUCUCCGUAACCUGCUGAUCCGCUAUAGAGAACACCUCAUAUAUACGUACACAGGGUCAAUCCUGGUGGCGGUAAACCCGUACCAGCUGCUGCCCAUCUACACAGCAGACCAGAUCCGCCUGUACACCAACAAGAAGAUCGGAGAGAUGCCCCCUCACAUCUUCGCCAUCGCCGACAACUGCUACUUCAACAUGCAGAGGAACAACAAGGACCAGUGCUGCAUCAUCAGUGGUGAGUCCGGAGCGGGGAAGACUGAGAGCACCAAGCUGAUCCUGCAGUUUCUGGCGGCCAUCAGCGGUCAGCACUCCUGGAUUGAGCAGCAAGUGCUGGAGGCCAAUCCCAUACUGGAGGCCUUCGGGAAUGCCAAGACCAUCCGGAAUGACAACUCCAGCCGAUUUGGGAAAUACAUAGACAUCCACUUCAACAAGAGAGGGGCAAUAGAGGGAGCAAAAAUCGAGCAGUACCUGCUGGAGAAGUCCAGAGUGUGUCGACAGGCCAGAGAUGAGAGGAAUUAUCAUAUCUUCUACUGCAUGCUGAAGGGGAUGACUUCAGAUCAGAAGAAGAAACUUGGCCUGGGAAAAGCCACAGACUACACCUACCUCACUAUUGGAAACUGCACGGUGUGUGAUGGUCGGGAUGAUCAGAAGGAAUACUCCAACAUUCGCUCAGCCAUGAAGGUGCUCAUGUUCACGGAUACGGAGAACUGGGAGAUCUCCAAACUGCUGGCCUCCAUCCUGCACAUGGGAAAUCUCCACUAUGAAGCUCGGACGUAUGAUAACCUGGAUGCCUGUGAGGUGGUGCGCUGUGCUGAUCUGACCACCGCUUCAAAACUGCUGGAGGUUGAUUCUAAAGACUUGAUGAACUGCCUGACCAGCCGCACUCUGAUCACUCGAGGGGAGACGGUGUCCACUCCGCUCAGUAUGGAGCAGGCCCUGGAUGUGCGAGAUGCCUUCGUAAAGGGAAUAUAUGGGCGCUUGUUUGUCUGGAUUGUUGAGAAGAUUAAUGCAGCAAUCUUCAAGCCUACAUCCCAUGACCUUAAAGCUGUACGCAGAUCCAUCGGCCUCCUGGACAUCUUCGGCUUUGAGAACUUUACUGUCAACAGUUUUGAGCAGCUGUGUAUCAACUUUGCCAACGAGAACCUGCAGCAGUUCUUCGUCCGCCACGUCUUUAAGCUGGAGCAGGAGGAGUAUAACCUGGAGAACAUCAACUGGCAGCACAUCGAGUUCACCGACAACCAGGACGCCCUGGACAUGAUCGCCAUCAAACCCAUGAACAUCAUCUCCCUCAUCGACGAGGAGAGCAAGUUCCCCAAGGGAACAGACACCACCAUGCUGAACAAGCUCAACUCCCAACACAAGCUCAACACCAACUACAUCCCUCCCAAAAACAACUACGAGACUCAGUUUGGGAUCCAGCACUUUGCAGGAAUCGUUUAUUACGAGACGAGAGGUUUUCUGGAGAAGAACAGAGACACUCUUCACGGUGAUAUCAUCCAGCUGGUUCACUCUUCAAAGAACAAGUUCAUCAAGCAGAUCUUCCAGGCGGAUGUGGCCAUGGGGGCGGAGACGAGGAAGCGGUCCCCGACGCUGAGCAGUCAGUUUAAGCGCUCUCUGGAGCUGCUGAUGCGCACUCUGAGCGUGUGCCAGCCUUUCUUCGUACGAUGCAUCAAACCCAACGAGUAUAAGAAGCCCAUGUUGUUUGACAGGGAGCUGUGUGUCCGGCAGCUCCGCUACUCUGGAAUGAUGGAGACGAUCCGGAUCCGCCGGGCUGGAUACCCCAUUCGCUACACCUUUGUAGAGUUUGUGGAUCGUUAUCGUGUCCUUAUGCCUGGAGUAAAGCCUGCAUACAAACAGGAGGAUCUGAGAGGAACCUGUCAGCGGAUUGCAGAGGCCGUCCUUGGCCGAGACGAUGACUGGCAGAUGGGAAAGACCAAAAUAUUUCUGAAGGAUCAUCACGACAUGCUGCUGGAGAUCGAGAGAGACAAGGCCAUCACUGACAAGGUCAUCCUCAUCCAGAAGGUGGUCAGAGGAUUUAAAGACAGAUCUAACUUCCUUAAGAUGAAGAGAGCAGCGCUUAUCAUCCAGAAGACUUGGAGAGGAUACCACUGCCGGAAAAACUAUGAUGCGAUGCGUGCCGGUUUCUCCCGGCUGCAGGCCCUGUACCGCUCCAGGAAGCUGUAUCAGACGUAUCACGUGGCUCGGCAGAGGAUCACGCUGUUCCAGGCUCGCUGCAGAGGCUGCCUGGUGCGCCGGGCCUUCAGACACCGCCUGUGGGCUGUUAUCACCAUCCAGGCCUACACCAGGGGCAUGAUCGCCCGCCGCCUCUACAAGAGACUGAAGGGAGAGUACCGGAGGCGUCUGGAGGCGGAGAAGAUGCGUCUGGCUGAGGAGGAGAAGCUGAGGAACCAGAUGAGCGCCAAGCGAGCCAAAGCCGAGGCUGAGCGUAAGCAUCAGGAGCGCCUGGCCCAGCUGGCUAAAGAGGACGCAGAGCGGGAGAAGAAGGAGAAGGAGGAGGCUCGCAAGAAGAAGGAGAUGCUGGAUCAGAUGGAGAAAGCUCGUCAGGAGCCCGUUAACGACUCGGAUAUGGUGGAUAAAAUGUUUGGAUUCCUGGGGACCACCAACUCCUUUCCGGGUCAGGAGGGCCAGGCGCCGGCCGGGUUCGAGGACCUGGAGCGGACUAAGAGGGAGCUGGAGGAAGAAGAUCUGGAUGAAGCUCUUCCUCUGCCUGAGGAAGAUGAGGAAGACCUUUCUGAAUAUAAAUUUGCCAAGUUUGCAGCCACGUACUUCCAGGGCACAAGCACUCACACGUACAUGCGCCGUCCACUCAAACAGCCGCUGCUGUUCCACGAGGACGAGGGGGAUCAGCUGGCAGCGCUGGCGGUGUGGAUCACAGUCCUUCGUUUUAUGGGAGACCUUCCAGAACCCAAAUACCACACAGCCAUCAGCGACGGCAGCGAGAAAAUCCCUGUGAUGACGAAGAUUUACGAGACGCUGGGCAAGAAAACCUACAAGCGAGAGCUGCAGGCGCUGCAGGGGGAGGGAGAGAACGCUCACAUUGACAGUCAUAAGAAGAACAGUGUGCGUCACAAGCUAGUGUCCCUCACCCUUAAGAAGAAGUCAAAGAUUACUGAGGAGGUGACGAAGCGCCUGAACGACGGGGAGUACACGGUGCACGGGAACAGCAUGCUGGAGGACCGACCCACGUCCAACCUGGAGAAACUUCACUUCAUCAUCGGCAACGGCAUCCUCCGACCCGCGCUGAGAGAUGAGAUCUACUGUCAGAUUUGUAAGCAGCUGAACCAGAACCCGUCUAAAAGCAGCCACGCCCGAGGCUGGAUCCUCAUGUCCCUGUGUGUGGGCUGCUUCGCCCCGUCUGAGAAGUUUGUGAAGUAUCUGAGGAACUUCAUCAGUGAAGGUCCUCCAGGCUACGCUCCAUACUGUGAGGAAAGGCUCAGGAGGACGUUUGUGAACGGCACCAGAACCCAGCCCCCCUCCUGGCUCGAGCUGCAGGCCACAAAGUCUAAGAAGCCCAUCAUGCUGCCUGUGACCUUCAUGGACGGCACCACAAAGACCCUGCUGACUGACUCGGCCACCACCGCCAAGGAGCUGUGUAACGCCCUGUCAGAUAAAAUCACCCUCAGAGACCGAUUCGGCUUCUCUCUAUACAUCGCCCUGUUCGACAAGGUGUCUUCUCUGGGCAGUGGAAGUGAUCAUGUGAUGGACGCUGUGUCUCAGUGUGAGCAGUAUGCUAAAGAGCAGGGGGCUCAGGAGCGUAACGCCCCCUGGAGGCUGUUCUUCAGGAAGGAGAUCUUCACGCCCUGGCACGACCCCACUGAGGACGGGGUGGCCACCAACCUCAUCUACCAGCAGAUCGUCCGCGGGGUGAAGUUCGGGGAGUACCGCUGUGACCGGGAUGAUCUAUCAGAGCUGGCGUCUCAGCAGUAUUAUGUGGACUAUGGAUCGGAGAUCCUGGUGGAACGUCUCCUCAGCCUCAUUCCUUCAUACAUCCCUGACCGAGAAAUCAGCUCCGCCAAGACGGUGGAGAAAUGGGCCCACUUCAUCAUGGCUGCCCAUAAAAAGGGUGUUUACACACAGAAGCGAGUGGACCCUCAGAAGGUGAAAGAAGAAGUGGUGGAUUUCGCUCGAUACAAGUGGCCUUUGUUGUUCUCUAGGUUCUAUGAAGCCUUUAAAUUUUCAGGACCCAGCUUGCCUAAGAAUGAUGUGAUUGUAGCUGUGAACUGGACUGGAGUCUAUUUUGUUGAUGAACAAGAGCAGGUUCUUCUGGAACUCUCUUUCCCAGAGAUCACUGCGGUUUCCAGCAGCAGAGGAGGCAAGCUCCAGGGGCAGAGCUUCACCCUGGCCACUGUUAAAGCAGAUGAGUACACCUUCACCUCCAACAACGCAGAGGACAUCCGAGACCUGGUCGUCACGUUCCUGGAGGGCCUAAGGAAGAGAUCCAAGUUUGUGGUGGCGCUGCAGGACAACCCCAGUCCAGUUGGUGAUGACUCUACGUUCUUGAGCUUCAUUAAGGGAGAUCUCAUCCUGCUGGAUCAGGACACAGGUGAGCAGGUCCUGAACUCAGGCUGGGCUCAUGGGAUCAAUGAGAGGACCAAACAGAGAGGAGACUUUCCAGCUGACUGUGUCUACGUCCUGCCUACCAUCACCAGACCUCAGCCUGAUGUUGUGGCUCUGGUUACUAUGACGCCAGACCAGCGUCAGGAGUCCAUUCGCGUGGCGCAUUUGCCCCUGCCCGAGAGCGUGGAGCGGGUGAAGCCGUACACACUGGAGGAGUUCUCCUACGACUACUUCAGACCGCCUCCUAAACACACCCUGAGCCGCGUAAUGAUCACGAAGAACCGGGGGAAGGAUAAGCUGUGGUGCUGCACGCGGGAGCCCAUUAAACAAGCUCUGCUGAAGAAGGUUCUGGCCCAUGAGGAGCUGUCCCAGGAAGCCUGCAUGGCAUUCAUUGCCAUGAUGAAGUAUAUGGGCGACUAUCCAUCCAAACGAACGCGUUCUGUAAAUGAACUGACGGAUCAGAUCUUUGAGGGAGCUCUGAAGGCCGAGCCGCUGAAAGACGAGAUUUACUCCCAGAUUCUCAAACAGCUCACAGAGAAUCACGUCAAGUACAGUGAAGAGAAGGGCUGGGAGCUGCUCUGGUUGUGUACUGGACUCUUUCCACCCAGUAAUGUCCUCCUACCCCACGUCCAGAGAUUCCUGCAGUCCAAGAAACACCAUCCACUCGCACUGGACUGCCUUCAGAGACUACAGAAAGCCCUGCGGAACGGCUCCAGGAAGUAUCCCCCCCACCUGGUGGAAGUGGAAGCGAUCCAACACAAGACGACUCAAAUCUUUCACAAAGUGUACUUCCCCGACGACACAGACGAGGCUUUCGAGGUGGAGUCCAGUACCAAGGCUAAGGACUUUUGUCUGAACAUCUCCGGCCGCCUGCUGCUGAAAUCUCCUGAUGGUUUCAGCCUGUUUGUAAAGAUUUCCGAUAAGGUGAUCAGCGUUCCAGAAGGUGAUUUCUUCUUCGACUUUGUCAGACAUCUCACCGACUGGAUCAAGAAAGCCAGACCUGCUAAAGAUGGAAUUGUGCCUUCAUUGACCUAUCAGGUGUUCUUUAUGAAGAAGUUGUGGACGAACACGGUCCCAGGAAAAGAUUCUUUUGCUGACUCGAUCUUCCAUUAUUACCAGGAGCUUCCUAAGUAUCUUCGGGGCUACCACAAGUGCUCCAGAGACGAGGUCUUCCAGCUGGCAGCUCUGAUUUACAGAGUCAAAUUUGAAGAUGACAAAUCCUACUUUCCCAGCAUCCCGAAAAUGCUGAAAGAGCUGAUUCCUCAGGAUCUGAUUCGCCAGCUCUCGCCUGACGACUGGAAACGGUCGGUUGUGGCGUACUUCAACAAACAUGCCGGGAAGUCGAGGGAGGAGGCCAAGCUGCUGUUUCUGAAGAUCAUCUUUAAGUGGCCAACGUUUGGCUCUGCCUUCUUUGAAGUGAAGCAAACCACCGAGCCCAACUUCCCAGAGAUCCUGCUGAUCGCCAUCAACAAACACGGAGUCAGCCUCAUAGACCCCAAGACCAAGGACAUUUUAACAACUCAUCCCUUCACAAAAAUCUCCAACUGGAGCAGUGGAAACACCUACUUCCACAUCACCAUCGGAAACCUGGUGCGAGGGAGCAAGCUACUGUGUGAGACCUCACUGGGCUACAAAAUGGACGACCUGUUGACGUCCUACAUCAGCCAGAUGCUGACCACCAUGAGUAAGCAGCGGAACUCACGGGGAAACAGCAAGUGAACGUCUUACUGGCGGGAGGCGGCGGAGCUGGUGCGUCUGCUGCGGCCCAUGGGUCAGCCCUGCAGCUGGAGCCAGACCUUCGCCUGGCAGAUGUGGAGGAUGAGCCGCAGCCCCUCCGCCAGCUCCCUCGGCUCCGGAUUCUUCCACCUGGAUGAUGAUGAUGAUGAUGAUUAUUACAAUGAUGAUGAUGAUGAUAAUGAUGCUGUUUCAUCGCCCUCCACUGAGGACACCUACCUCUGACUGGGCCUGGUGCUGGACUCUGUGCUGCCGGCCACAAUGCUGCUGCUCGCCUCCCGCCUACUGACUUCUAAUAAUGUUAAUUAUGAUGAUAAUAAUAUUUCUAAUGUUAAUAAUAAUGUUAUAAUGAUAUGUAGCGCCUUUCUAAAGCUCAAGGACACUUUACAGAGCAUGAGCAGCCUAACAACAAUGAGAAGAAGAAGAAGAAGAAGAAGAA